This is a messenger RNA of Erigeron canadensis, 2024 nucleotides long. Its product is annotated as heat shock cognate 70 kDa protein-like. The transcript has 2 exons. Gene Ontology annotation, cellular component: cytoplasm. Lineage: Eukaryota; Viridiplantae; Streptophyta; Magnoliopsida; Asterales; Asteraceae. Gene Ontology annotation, molecular function: ATP-dependent protein folding chaperone; ATP binding; heat shock protein binding. Bases 1 to 1860 code for a protein of 619 amino acids. Gene Ontology annotation, biological process: protein refolding; cellular response to unfolded protein. The record is from RefSeq and is a predicted model, not a curated record.
AUGGCCGGAGAAGGUAUUGGACCAGCUAUCGGUAUCGACCUAGGAACAACCUAUUCAUGUGUGGGUGUCUGGCAACAUAACCAAGUUGAAAUCAUACCUAAUGAUCAGGGCAAUAGGACUAUGCCAUCUUGUGUUUCAUUCACUGAUGGUGGAAUUUUAACUGGUGAAGCCGCAAAGAACCAAGUUGCUGUGAACCCCACGUAUACCGUAUUUGAUGCAAAAAGAUUGAUUGGAAGGAGAUUCAAUGAUGCAAAUGUUCAACAAGACAUGAAGUUGUGGCCUUUCAGAGUCAUAAAAGGGGCUAAUGAUAUUCCAAAAAUCUUAGUUUCCUACAAAGGUGAAGAGAAGGAAUUUGCCGCAGAAGAAAUCUCAUCCAUGGUUCUUAGGAAACUGAAAGAGACUGCAGAGCAAUACCUUGGUAAGAUUGUGAAAGAUGCAGUGAUCACCGUGCCAGCUUAUUUUGAUGAUUCUCAACGCCAAGCUACAAAAGAUGCUGGGCAUGUUGCCGGACUCAAUGUUCUUCAAAUAAUUAAUGAGCCUACUUCGGCAGCAAUUGCUUAUGGGCUUGACAUGAAAAGUGAUCUAAACCGUGAAACAAAUGUGCUAAUAUUUGAUUUAGGCGGUGGUACAUUUGAUGUCUCAAUUGUCGCCAUUGAUCAAAAAGGUAAGUUACAAGUGAAGGCUGUAGGUGGUGACACCCACUUAGGCGGUCAAGACUUUGAUAACGUAAUGUUGGAUCACUUUGUCACACAAUUCAACAAAAAGCACAAGACGGAUGCAAGUGGGAACCUAAAAGCACUAGGACGGCUGAGGGUAGCUUGUGAAAAGGCAAAACGAGUUCUCUCUUCAUCUACUGAAACUACUAUAGAAAUUGAUGGUUUGCAUCAAGGUAUUGAUUUCAACAUGAGAAUUAGUCGUGCAAAGUUUGAAAAUCUUAAUUCGGACUUCUUUACUAAGUGCAUAGCGACAGUGGAGAGUUGUUUAAAUGAUGCAAAACUGUCCAAGAAGUAUAUCGACGAGGUGGUACUCGUUGGUGGGUCAACUAGGAUACCUAAAGUACAACAAUUGUUGCAAGAAUUCUUCGAUGGAAAAGAGCUUUCUAAAAGGAUUCAUGCCGAUGAGGCAGUUGCAUAUGGUGCCUCGGUUCUUGCUGCAAAGUUAAGUGGCGAAAAAAGUCAGAAAGUUAAGGAUCUGGUGUUAUUGGAUAUAGUUCCUUUGUCACUAGGUGUAAAUGUUCGUGGUGGCUUGUUAUCAGUUGUAAUUCCAAGAAAUACCCCAAUACCAGCAAAGAAGAAUAAAAACUUCAUUUCAAUUGAGGAUAACCAAAAAACUAUGGAUUUCAAUGUUUACCAAGGUGAAAGAGCUAUUGCUAAAGAUAAUAAUUGGUUGGGAUAUUUUGAGGUUCCAGUCCCACCUGCACCAAAAGGUAAAGCAAAAGUGAACGUGGUAUUUGAAAUCGAUGGUAAUGGUAUUUUGAAGUGCACUGGUGAGGAUAUCAGUACAGGUUUGAAAAAGAAGAUUAGGAUUAACAGCGACAAGCAGAGGCUUUCAAAGGAAGAGAUCGACAAGAUGUUGAAAGAUGCGAAAAAGUACAAACUUGAGGAUGAAGAAUACAAGAAGGCAGCGUUUGCACGUAAUGCAUUGGAGGAAUACAUUGACAACAUCAAAAUCAAAAUCAAGACAAUCGGAAAAACUAACAAGGCAAAGCUUCACAAAGAAGAUAUGAAAAAAAUGGAAAACGCGAUAGCUGAUGCAAGCGAUUCGCUUGAUGGAAAUGAGCUUGAAGAUGUCGGCACGUAUGAGAAGACAUUAAAUCAAUUAGAAAAACUAUGUUUUCCCAUCAUUGCAAAGCUUGUGUAAUCAAGCAUUUGUUUGUCCCAGUUUGCAGAGGAUGAUGCUACUGUUCAACAAAAAAGACUAUGUAUUCUAUGCUAGUAUUUGUUUUUGAUUGGUUUUUGUAAUUGUAACUUAAUCGUUGUUUUUUAAGUUCUAUUUGAAUUUGAGUAUUGUAAUUUAUAUUUGAA